AUGGAAGAAGAGAAGCCAACAAAAUAUAGAACAUUUAACCCAUCAAAACACAUUUUCCGCCUUCCAUUUGAUUUCAAUGAAGAUGAUAGACUUGGGCCGUGGGAUAUUCUGAUAAGCGAAGAUGCAAUAAAAAAUAUGUCGCAUUUGUCACCUCUGGAGAUUAAAGCUGUCAUAGAAAAACUAGGGGAUAUAUCUUCCGGGGCUUGGAGCAAGCACGGACUGAAACUUGAGGUUCCAUCUCUCCCAAUCCCUGUUAAUGAAACGGAACUCCAUAAUCAUGACGGCCUGAAAAUCCUCUGGCAGGUUGACUGCGGGUUUUCUUUCCGUAGCUACCUGCUUACGCAACAUGUGAAAGUUUGGACUGUCACUGCCAACCAAGAUCAGAUUGACAAGAUAUUGGAAUAUCUCGGAAUGCUUCAUCGAGUUUAUACACCUGAGCAAAUUGGCAGGUGUACCGCUCGACAGAUUGGCAGAAAUGGUAUAAUUUUACCGAAAAUCUUUUUAGAGGAAGUUAAAAAAUCCAUAGAGAAUGAGUUUUAUAAUUCUCAAAUGGACAAUGAGAGUCUGUUAGAGAUUCACAAAAUGCUUGUUACCAGUAAAUUUGUUGCUUUAUCAAAGAACUUGUUUAAAUCACUGGUAAGGGGUGGCACUGUUUUCACUUUUCAGCUAUCAAAAUCAGAGUAUGAAAUUAUCAACAAUCCCACCUCAGCUAUCAUAAUUGGUCGAUCAGGUACAGGCAAGACCACAUGUAUCGUGUAUAGACUAAUUGCCUCAUAUCUCAACAGUUCAAGUUAUCCAUUCUAUAAGACGCCGAUAUAUAAAGUCAAAAGUAGAAACACAGACAAUUCACACAUAAGACAAAUAUUCAUCACAGUGAGCCACAAUCUAUGCUAUCGAGUAAAAGAAUACUUCUACGGGUUGCAAGAAUCGGCGUUACUUGCUGAGGCAAAGAUGUCGAGAGAUCAGUUCUAUGAGUAUGCGAAAAAAAAAGAGACGGAGGACUGGAAUAUCGAUCCGAUCAAUAACAAAAUGCUUGAAGAGGAAGAUGAAGACAGGGAUUUAAGUAAAAUCCCAAACUCGUUUUCUCAGCUAAACGAUGCUCAUUUCCCAUUAUUUAUUACCUACAAAAAGUUUUCUGAAAUGCUUGAGGGGACAUACGGAAUUGAUGCUCGGCAAUCGGAAAUAGAUAAAGAUAAUGACGAAGAGGAAGAAUCUCAUCCAAAGUCAUCCUUUUUCAACACAUUUAACAAAGCAUGGGCACAUUUUGUGGACUAUGAUGUUUUUAAGAAAAGAUAUUGGAAUCGUUUAAAUAGUAAAUUUGAUUGCGAGUUGGUCUAUUCGGAGUUCUCUAUUAUUAAGGGAUCGAAUCCCGAAGGAAAGUGUUUAUCAAGAGAGGAUUAUCAGACUGUGAGCAUUAAAAAAUACCCCGCAUUUUGCCACAAUCGGGAUCAAAUCUACGACUUAUUUCAGCGAUAUGAGAUAAUGAAAGCGCGUAAUCGUGAUCACGACUCAAUGGAUCGAACGAUUGCUAUUUUACGUCGUGCCAUGGAAAGCCCACUCGAACGUCCACAUAUUCAUGAAGUAUAUAUUGAUGAAUGCCAGGACAACCAGAUUGUGGAUUUUGGUCUUAUCUUGAAAUUAUUCGUCCACGUUGACAGCAUUUUUUUAGCUGGAGAUAUAGCGCAAUGUAUAGCCAAGGGCUCUUCUUUCCGAUUCCAGAACAUAAGUGCCUUGAUGUAUGAAUGGGAACGUGAUCGAAUUAAAGCUAAUAAUAUCUCUCGCAGUGCUAUAAAACCAAAAACAUUCGAGUUAAACAUUAAUUAUCGUUCCCAUAAUGGGAUCCUUCGACUCGCUGCUUCAAUAAUUUAUCUCAUAGAGCGCUUUUUUCCUAGAACAAUUGAUAGUUUAACACGUGAGCGUGGUGAGGUUGGUGGUCCCCGGCCUGAAGUUUUUAAAGGAACUCGAGCUGAAACCUUAAAUGCCUUUUCUACUGCUGAGAAUCCUGAUAAUUAUAUCGAGUUCGGAGCUGAGCAGGUCAUUAUUGUACGUAAUGAAGAAUCUAAAUCACAUGUUAAAAACAUAAUUAGAAAAUCUGGGUUGGUGAUGACAGUGUAUGAGGCAAAAGGAAUGGAGUUUAAUGAUGUGAUAUUAUAUAAUUUCUUUACUGAUUCGCCUGGAGGUCUGAAGUGGCAAUUAAUCAACUAUGCUUUGGGAAAUAAGACUGAAAAUGCUCAGACCAAUUAUCAUGAAAAAUAUAACAUACUUUCCUCCGAACUUAAGCAUCUCUAUGUUGCAGUUACUAGGGCACGGCAACACAUCUUGAUAUUUGACGAAAGCGCAUAUAUCGAACCAAUCUGCAGAUACUGGGAGCAUCAUGGACUAGUUAAAGUGAACCGAAGUGAGGAUCGAGAAGAAAAGGAUUCUUUUCCUAAGGAUGAUAAGAAGAGCAGUUCAACAGAGUGGAAGGCGUUUUUUUCCAAGAUUGCUAAGAAGAGCAGUUUAGCAGAAUGGAACCGAGAAGGAAAGAAGUUUUUUGAAAUGCGACAGUAUGAACAGGCUAUUUUCUGCUUCGAGAAGAGUAAAAAUUGUAAAAAUCGCAAGCUAGCUGAGGCCUAUCAUCUUCGGAAGAUAGCAAGGGCCUCCAUAUAUGAUUCUGAUCGGAACACUGUGAUUUCGAAUUUUUAUCGUGCAGCUGAUGCAUUUCGAGAGUGUUAUCGGCUGAUGCAAGUGGCUUCAUGCUAUGAGGAUAUUGACAUGUAUGAAAAAGCUGCUGAAGUUUACCUUGAACAGAAUAUGUUUGAGCAUGCCGCGCAUUGUUAUCUUAAGGUUCCUAACUUUGAAAAUGCCGGAAAGUAUUUUAAAAAGGCAAAUAAGUAUACCGAAGCUGCUGGAGCUUAUCUUGAACAGAAUAUGUUUGAGAAUGCCGCGCGUUGUUACCUUAAGGUUCUUAACUUUGAAAAUGCCGGAAAGUAUUUUGAAAAGGCAAAUAAGUAUACUGAAGCUAUUGGAGCUUACCUUGAACGGAAUAUGUUUGAGAAUGCCGCGCGUUGUUAUCUUAAGAUUCAUAACUAUGAAAAUGCCGUAAAGUAUUUCGAAAAGGCAGAUAAGUAUACUGAAGCUGCUGGAGCUUACCUUGAACAGAAUAUGUUUGAGCAUGCCGCGCGUUGUUACCUUAAGGUUCCUAACUUUGAAAAUGCCGGAAAGUAUUUUGAAAAGGCAAAUAAGUAUACUGAAGCUGUUGGAGCUUACCUUGAACGGAAUAUGUUUGAGAACGCCGCGCGUUGUUAUCAUAAGAUUCCUGACUUUGAAAAUGCAGUGAAGUAUUUUAAAAAGGCAAAUAAGUAUACUGAAGCUGCUGGAGCUUACUUCGAACGGAAUAUGUUUGAGCAUGCCGCGCGUUGUUAUCUUAAGGUUUCUGAAUUUGAAAAUUCAGGAAAGUAUAUUAAAGUGGCAAAUAAGUAUGCUGAAAAUGUCAUUAAUUUGAUUGAAAGUCGCAGAGGAAACAUUGACGGGGAAACAUCCAACCAAAUCGCAUAUCUUGUUAAUAUCCAUUACCGCCGGGUGAACAACAAGACAAUGAGCGAGAAAGCUCUCUCCCUUUUUCCAACUUUGGAGAAACAAAUGAAUUUCCUUCGAGAGCAUGUACCGGAAGAGUUUCCAGAGUUCUGCAAAAAGAAUGGCCAAUUUCGUGUCGCUGCUGAAUACUUACGCUUGUGUGGGAAGUUCAAUGAGGCGGCAGAUAUUUUUCCUCGCUUAAUUAACAAGGACGAUGAUUGUAUGGAGUAUUUACGAUGCUGCUUGUGUCUAUUUAGAGUCAAAGUACUGAAAGAGACAAUGAUAGAUUUCGUGAACCUGAAUUCCUCUGAUUCCUCUGAUUCCUCUGUACUAAAUAAUUACCUUUCCAAGGCAAUUACUAUCAUUACAAAAUAUAAUGGGUGGAGGCUAAAAGAAGAGUUCCAGCUAUAUUCGGCUUAUUUGGAUUCGGAUCUCAAUAGAAUUCGCAAGUGUAUGCAAUUGUUUAGAGAGAGUAAAGAUCACGUCAGUGAGUUUCGUGCGUUAGUUAUAUGGUUGCAUAUUGAUAGCUUAAGAUCUGAUAUUCAGACCGAAAACUGGCAGGAACGAUUGCGAUGCUUAUUAAGAUUAUGUAGUCUAGCCUUUUCUUUUUUAGCUCCUCAACAAAGCGAGAAUACUAGAAAAAUCAACGAACAUUUUCAGGAUAUUUUCAUUGUAAACGAAGUUGAGAACCGUCAAAAUAAACGACAAAUAUCUUUGGACAAUCACUUCGUCGACUUUCUGAAUCAAAAUGAUGUAGAAAAUUCUGUAGAAAUUUUGGGCAAUUGGCAUAUAUACGACGAGGAGUUUUUGAACAAGAAUAUCUCGAAAUUUCUUACUUUUUAUAUCUAUAAGCAAAUCUGUGAAGCUGAUUUUAAAGGUAGAAAGAUCCAAGAUAUAAGUUCCGAAAUCUGUUUCGAGUUUGCGUCCGGUCUAAAGCAAGCUUGUCGAAAUUGUCGAAAGUGUCACAUUAUUCCAACACCUUCAAUUCUGCACAAACGUUUCUCACUUGCUUGCUUUCAGUACACUGUGAUGCAACAACUGGAUGUAUUGUACCGUCACCGAUUUCUUAAAAAGGAACAAAGUGAAAAAGCUCUCGGACUACAAAGAUUUUGGGCUGAAAAACUUGUGAAAAUUCAUAUCCGCUACCAAUCCCCUCAGACAAGCUGCCCAGAAGUCACAUAUGCAGUGCUUUCCAAACUUUCUAAAAUUACACGUGAUGGAUUAAUUGAGCUUUUUCACAAGUAUUGGUUACCUUUUGUGUUCAAUAAUCCCAAAGACUUUUCGCUGAUGCUAGAAUGCACGCUUGUUCUUCACCAAUUACAAGACAAAUGGGGGAUUUACAAAUUUGAUUCGGAAAUAAUACAAAGAUACUCGGAAAAUUAUUUAGCUGUUCCUGUUGGAACGAGACUUUCAUUAUUCUUUUCAAGUCUCGAUGAUAACUGUGUGUUAGAUGCGAUCAAGCACGUGAAAAUUUUUAUUCAAUACACUAUCGACAAUGCUGAAUUAAUCAAUAUAAAUACACAAGAUGCAUUUGGUGACCUUAUAUCGCUUAUGGAGUUCAAAACAUCUUUGGUUUUUGCAGUUGGUCCUGAUUAUUGUGAUUUUUGCCUCCCCCGAGCUUAUUUGGUUAAUUAUUUUGACGCGUUUACUGUGGAGCCGCUUAUUCACAACCAACUCUGUUACAACAGAAUUGAUUAUCGGGCUGAAAUCGAGAAUACCAUUGAUCAAGUUCAACAACUUCUUGACCUGCUGAUUUUUACUGGACAAGUUUACUUAAUCAUCAUACUCAGAAUAAUACGACUCUUGGUUCUUAUAGGCCUAAACGAACCUACUUUUGCAACCAAGAUUUUUGAUAUUUUUAAACACCGAUCUAAAUCACUGAAAGAGAGAGUAUUUUCCCCAAAGCUUGAAAAAUACUUGAAUGAAAGUAAUAUGAAUCGCCUUGCGAUCAUUCUUCACAAUGAUCUUAAAGAGAUAGAUUGUGACUCUUUGGUGAUCGUUUAUUAUAAUUGGGGAGGCUUGUCAAAAUUUUCUAACUUGGAGCAACAUGGCAUUGUGAAGCUUAAAUAUAUCACUGUUGAGGAAUUCCAUUUUGCUCUUCGACAAAUAUCACCAAUGGUUGAUCGGAAUAGUGAAAAGUUGGAAAUUUCGAAAGAAGCACAAGACUCGGCAAUAAAAAUCAAAGCUUGGUUUCGUCGAAUUCACGAUACUCUACAGGCCAAAGAAUCGGCCACCAAAAUUCAAGCCUGGUUCCGCCGUGUUCUUCAACGACAAGAAUCUCAUCAAUAUAAUUAUGAUUCAAUGUGA
Molecule: messenger RNA, 5862 nt
Organism: Ambispora gerdemannii
Lineage: Eukaryota; Fungi; Glomeromycota; Glomeromycetes; Archaeosporales; Ambisporaceae
Source: the annotation of a GenBank genome assembly